This is a messenger RNA of Eupeodes corollae, 6654 nucleotides long. RefSeq names its product cytohesin-2 (gene step). The coding region runs from base 1771 to 3894 and encodes 707 amino acids. Gene Ontology annotation, biological process: regulation of ARF protein signal transduction. The transcript has 10 exons. Gene Ontology annotation, molecular function: guanyl-nucleotide exchange factor activity. NCBI's taxonomy places the organism in Eukaryota, Metazoa, Arthropoda, Insecta, Diptera, Syrphidae. The record is from RefSeq and is a predicted model, not a curated record.
UCACACUUCUUCUCAGUUUAGUGUGUAAAGUCAGCAGAGAACUAAGUCGAGUUCGAGUCUCCUGACUUCAUAUCGUCAAUGUGUCGUAACGGACGGUGUCGGUGUUUCGCAUUGGCUCAUUGAUAGAGGAAUUUUUCCAUAAAAAUAUUAAAAAAUAUAAAUCUUCGCUUAUCGAAUGCGGUACUUCUGCUCGUAGUGAUAACAAAACCAGAAAAAGAAAACGCAAACAAAAUAUAUUUUUUUAAUGCUUUUGCUAUAUACUUUGCGCAACUUUUAGUGUUUUUCAUUUUCGUUUUCGUUUUGUUUGUUGUCCAUUUGUGUAUAAUUUAGUGGUGUUAUUUUGCCGCAGUAGUAUUUCGUCGCGAAAUAUCAGGCACAGUUAAAUAGGAUCUAAUCGCGCAACGUUUAUUUGAUUUGUGACUCUGUGAUUUAGCAAGGCCACCACCAACAAUCUAAACGCCAGAACCAGCUGGUCUGGUUCUUAUAAUCAGUUUUCUUUUUUUCUUCUUUGCUGUUGUGGUCGUUGAUUACGAUAUAACAAUUAUUAUUAAAUUAAUAUUUACGUAAUUUAAAUGUGUGCUUUAAAAAAGUAAAGAAAAUUCAGUUUGAACUUUGACUUCACAACAUCCUCCCUAUUCUUGGAGAGUGUUUGAAACCUUUGUUUCAUUUUUUUGUUGGUGUUCUGUUGUUGUCUCGAGUGUUAUUUUUGGGGUGUAGCAUUGCUCUCCAAUGUGCCAAACAUGAAUAAGAAUUUAUAUUCACCUCAUUAAAAUUGCAUUGAGGCUAAUAAAAACCACAUCGCAACUGUAGAAUCCCAUAUAACCCGGUUCGUGGUCCCAUUUGGUAAAUAAAUCGCGGAUAACACGAUACAUUAUAGAAUAAUAAAAUACAGAAGUGAAGUGGAGACGGGAAGAGAGUGUCAAUUUGAAUAAAACAACAAAAAUAAAAAAAAUACCAACAACUAAAAUAACAAAUGCAAAAUAGUUAAUCGUCAUUUACCUUACCUGCCUUUAUGUUUGUUUCUCUCUCUCUCGACAUUUCUCUUGGUCUCUUUUUUGUUUUUGUUAAAAGUGUCUACUGACAAGUUGAGUUGUAUUUUGUUUAAAAAUUACCUUUCCUUAAAAUCAAAAUAAUAUAAAAUUCGUAUUCGGUCGGUCAUCCUCACCGAGCGACGUUUCGCCGUUUCGCCAUAAAUUUAUCAUCUGUGUAUAGAAUUUUGUAUUUAAACAACAAACAACUCACAAAUCCGAUUGAUAGAGAAAACAACUACAACUGUCAGACUUGAAAGAAUUUCGAAAAAGAAGAUUUUAAAAUGCAAAAAGUGACUCCAAGCUUUACCAAGUGAUAUCGCAUCCCAUCGCAAUUCAAAUCACAUCUCACAACAUCCAUCGGCUUCGGCAUCGAUUCCUAAAUAUGUGCUGAUGUUGGGUCGGUUCGGUUGGUGAUUUGUUCAAUUCUUGAUAUUUUCUGUCAUGUUAUUAUUGUUGUGGUGUUUUUUCUCCAACAAUAGCAUUUAAAUGUCAUUUUGGAUUUUGUUUUUUAAAUGACGUAUUGGAAUUCUUAAUUAAAGUGUAAGCAGGUUGGUUUAACGUGUUUCUUUUUCUGUUGUUGAUACCUCAAUUAAACCACAAACAAGAAACGAAGAAGAAACUCAAUGUACAUACCUUUAAUAUUAUCUUCUUGGAAACAUUAAACCUUAAAAUAUUAAAUAAACUAUCACUUAAAAGUGCUUUAAAAAGAACAAAGAAAUAAACUAAGAGUUUGUAUAUAAUGUCAUCAUUACAACAACAACAACAAAAGAGGCCUAGUGUCUCGAACUGGUUUUCAUCGUUACGCCGUCAACCAAAGAACAGCAAGAACAAGUCCAUCCAAGCCGACAAGAAAUUCCAAAGAAGUUGCAUUGACCUCUCAUCGCAGAGCACCUUUUACAUUAAACCAUCAUCAUCGCCGCCACCAUCAGGAGGAGGAGAUGGUGUAAGCAGCUCUUUGGUAUCCAUUACCCCGCCAUCACCAUUGCCUCUUGCUGCAACAUCGCCGUUGUCAUCUUCCACUGCAACAACCAUCACUGCUGCCAAUUCUAUUGAUAAUCUCACAGCCGCCACCGCUGACGACGAUGACGAUGAUAGACGAGGUCUUGUUAGUGGCAAAAGAGUGAGUCAAUUUUGUUCGCAAUGCUGCUGCCACCUGCAACCGAAGAAACAGCUUCCAACGCCACCAACCUCGCCUUUGCCACCACACCACAAGCACCACAAGUCGCCAUCAACAUCGUCAUCAUCGUCUUCAUCCUAUUACCGACGUGAGCACAGCCUUCAAUAUGAGACAGAGUCUGACGAGAAGAGUGAUAUUCGAAUAAUGCGUAUGGCUAGUUUGUCGGACGAAAAGACUUCUGUCUAUUCGAAACGUUCCGAGUUCAAACGCAUCGUUACAACAAAAACGACGCAAACUUCCAUUAUAUCCAGACCGGUGGAACUAUUACUCAACGAUCGGGGUGAGAUUGUGUCGAGACUCGAUAAGCAACAGCGAUCCAGUAGCCUAGGAUGUGUUCUUGACGAAAGCGAUGAUCGUUCGUAUUCGCCAAUAAUUUUGAACUCUUCGAAUGUUCUAGACGGUGACGCUGGAGAUUUUAGAUACAUCGAUGAUAGUUCGACGUCUCAUAGUGAGACAAACGUUAAGGAGAAUCUGCUAGAAACGCCAUGCAAUAAUAAUUAUAACAAUAUCAACAACAAUAACAGCAGUGAUAUGUGUGAAAAUUGCAAAAAUGUCAUCCAGCAGAAUAAAAAUAACUGGAAGAAUUCAUCUGUAAGAAGUAAAAAGCAAAUCAAAGAUGAAUUGUGCGAAGUAGUAUCAGAAAUGGAGGCACUUGAUGUGCCUGAAGAUUGUAAACAUUCCAACAAAGAUAAACAAAUGUCGAUAGGCCGGAAAAAGUUCAAUAUGGAUCCAAAGAAAGGUAUUGAAUAUUUGGUAGAGAACAGGCUACUGCGGAUGGAUCCUCAAGAUAUUGCGCAUUUUCUAUACAAAGGCGAGGGACUAAAUAAAACUGCGAUAGGUGACUAUCUUGGCGAAAAGAACGAUCUCAAUGAAGAUGUGCUCAAAGCAUUCGUUGCACUGCAUGACUUCACAAAUCUCAUCCUAGUUCAAGCGUUAAGACAAUUUCUAUGGUCCUUUCGAUUGCCUGGUGAAGCGCAAAAAAUCGACAGAAUGAUGGAGUGCUUUGCCCAGCGGUAUUGUCAGCUAAAUCCUGACAUAUUUACUAACACAGAUACCUGUUAUGUACUCAGCUUUGCAAUUAUAAUGCUCAAUACAUCCCUACAUAAUCCAUCGGUUAAGGAUAAGCCAACCGUGGAGCAAUUCAUUUCAAUGAAUCGUGGUAUAAAUAACGGUGGUGAUCUUCCUCGUGGACUACUAGAAUCUUUAUACGAAUCUAUUCGAACUGAACCUUUUAAAAUACCCCAGGACGAUGGUAAUGAUCUUAUGCACACGUUCUUUAAUCCAGACAAAGAAGGAUGGCUUUGGAAACAAGGCGGCAGGUAUAAAUCCUGGAAAAGGCGAUGGUUCAUAUUGAACGAUAAUUGUUUGUACUAUUUUGAGUACACAACCGAUAAAGAACCAAGGGGUAUAAUACCAUUGGAGAAUAUUUGCGUAAGAGAAAUUCAUGACAGAAGUAAACCCCAUUGCUUUGAACUGUUUGCAACAGGAGGAGCUGAUAUUAUUAAGGCUUGCAAGACUGACUCAGAAGGAAAAGUUGUUGAAGGCAAACACACUGUCUAUCGGAUGUCCGCAGCAACAGAAGAGGAUCAACAAGAAUGGAUUAAACGUCUAACACAGUCAAUAAGUCAUAAUCCAUUUUAUGAUAUUCUAGUACAAAGAAAGAAAAAGGCACUGAGCAAUAGUUAGUAUUAAAUCUAGAUUAAAAAAAAAAAGAAAACAUCGAAGAGAUCGAAGAAAAAAGAAAAAAACAAAAUAACGGUUUAAAGUUUCAUCUGGUCUGGUUUCCUGCUUGCAUGCAAAAUAAUCAAAACACUGCUAAAUUAUUCUACACAAAAUAUGAAGUUUAAAACACACACCAACUAUUAACACCACCGACUGUCGUCGUUGAUGUCGAUAUCCUUAUACAUAUAUAUAUCUUAAAUAGAUGGUUUGUUGUUCUUAAUGUUGUUUAAAUAAUUUAUAUAAUUUUCGUUCUGAAUUUCGUAAAAAAUAAUAAUUGUUUUUGUUCAUUAUGAAUGAAUUUAGUUGUUUAUUAAAAGAAUAAAUAAUUUACAAAAAAAAGCAUGCAACUAAAAUAUCCAUUGAUAAAAUCCUGAUUAUAAAUUCUAAUUUAAUUAAUCCGUUUUUCUUUUUUGUUGUUGUCUCUAUUGUGAUAUAAUUUAUUUUUGUUUAGACUUUAUAAUUAAAAAAAAAAGAAAGAAAAAAUAUUAUACGAAAUUAUGAUAAUUUUUUUUUGUUAUAAAAAGUAAUGACAUAAAAAUGUAAAAGUUUGAAAAAUAAGAAUAAGAAAAAAGAGAGGAUAUAUAAUAAAAAAAUGCAAUAAAAUCAUUAUACAGAUCAUUUAUAUAAAAUCAAAAUAAGAAAAACAUCUAUGUAAUUUAAUAAACUGAAAAAAAAAUACUAACAAAAGAAAACAUAUCUUAAUCUAUUUUGUAAACAGAAUGAAGCACACUUAAAAUAACAUCAACAGAAAUCAAAACGCAAAAGAUGUAAUUCGCAUAAUGUGGGAAAAUGUUUGAUAUGUGACAAAAACAGAUUUUCGCAGAUAACUCCAUGAAACUUGUAUAAGCUAAAUAUUGAACUUUUAUUUACUUAACUUUCCCGACUCUUCUUCAAUUCUACUUUUUUUCGCAACAUUUUUACACUCAAAAAUAGAUCUGAAUGAAUCCCAUCACUUUUCUGUAGCACUUCCUCAAUCAAUUCCGAAUGCCCUUUAAGAUAUACAAUGUUUAGUGGGUCUUAUAUUAUUGAAGGAUACAAUUCCCAUGUUGAUAGCGUAUUUGCAUCCAUGUAUUUCAUUUAAAUUUAUACCGCGUCUAUUUCUGUAUAUUACAGACAUAUUUUGUAUGUUUAGGUAGACUUCUUAAACCCUUUUCCCCUGUACAUUAUUUAUUCUUUUGCACAAAAAUCCAUUUGAGUUGAAGGUUAAGCAGAGUAAAUCAGUUAUUGUAUGCUGUGAUACAAAAUAAGACAUGAAACUGUUAAGUGCAUUAACUAUUUUAACAACUUUUUAGUUACAGUGUAAACAUAUAAAAUAAUCAGAGGCUUUAAAGAUUUAAGUUGUAAUUGAAAACAAAAAGCUAGUUCAAAAUAAUACAAUUCAACAAAUAUUGCCGUUAACUGAGUCUUGAAAAAGAAAAUAAGUCACCCUAAGAAAAUAUAAUGAUUAUUUGUCAUUUUAGAGUUUUCAGAAUAAUAUAACGCACACUUUAAUUUCAAAAAUGUCCCAAGAGCUUUGAAUAGUCGGCUGUCGGUUAUGUUAGAUACGAUGAUAUGUUUCGGCUUUGACAUCCUCCCAACGCCAUAUACCUUCUAAAAUAGUUUCCUUUCUUUUACAUCUUGGUUUUUGUCAAUAUCUUAUGAUUUUUAAGAAUUCCUGGUGCAACAAUUAGGAGUAAGCAUAAAAUAUUUAAAUAUAUUUAAUAUUUACAUACGUAUAUGUUGGCUUAUAAUUCGUUUAAAAUAAUUGUUAAUUCUAUUUCUGCUCUUAUUUCAAAUGUGUGUGUACAUAUAUAACAGAAACUUCUAUCCCUUGAAAACAAAUAAUCAUGCACUGUGAUGUAAAUUAAGGUAGAACUGUAAAAGACACGCUGGAAGCUUAAAAUGAAGCUUCUUUUAGUUAGGUUUAGUUGGAUUUCCCAAUCAGAACAAAAUUUCUUGACGACAAAAGUAAAGUUCUUUCUUUUAUAGAAAGAAGAGUAGAAGUUCCUGCCGUAAAAUACAUAAUCUAUAAUUUCUACUCAUAAGUAUGCUUGUUUCACUUAAGCGUAUUGAACUUUUGUUAUCCUUUCCGAUCAAAACUAGAUGACUUCAACAAUUAAGUCCCAUUAUAUACUUUUCUUAAAGUACCUUUAUGGUUAAAUUAAAUUCCUAUGGUUUUGUCUCUGAGUAAUUUAUUUUAUAGUAUUCAGAAGUCAUUUGUUUGGAGUUUCAUAAAUCUGUUCCCAAUUUUAAAUCAAAAGUGUUGUUUUUACUAUCACAGAAUUUGUGUGCAAUCUGAUAUGUCAGUAUAAGUAAACUACAAAAAUAGAAAGAAAAAAAGAAAAACUACCAAAAUGUUUUUUUUGUAUUUAAAUAAAACAACAAUUUUUAUUUUAAUUCUUUUGUAAAUAUUUUUAAAAGUCUACAAAACAUGAGUUCAUUAAAAAAAAACCUGCAUCACUCUCAUAUUAAUUUAGAUUAAUUAAUUUGAUUUUUGUUGUUCAUUUAUAUAAAUAGUUAACAAAAAGAGUUCAUACAUAAGUUUAUUUUUACCUAGUACCUUUAGCUUAUAAUUUAAAAUAUUUUCUUGUAUAUAAUUAUGUAUUUUUUCUAACCUUAAUUUUUACCCCAAGUGUUAUGUUAAUAAAAUAAAAAGUAAACAUCCGAUAGUUUUUUAUCAUUUCUUAAACAAAGAAAAAACAAAAACUCGAACAAGAAUGAAACGAUGAAAAUAAAAUUAAAAUU